Fopius arisanus is the source of this 1102-nucleotide messenger RNA. RefSeq names its product solute carrier family 25 member 35-like. The record is from RefSeq and is a predicted model, not a curated record. The transcript is spliced from 5 exons. NCBI's taxonomy places the organism in Eukaryota, Metazoa, Arthropoda, Insecta, Hymenoptera, Braconidae. Bases 125 to 1069 code for a protein of 314 amino acids.
AAAAUUUCAGUCGAUGCCGGUGGUUCACUUGGUCCACUAGUCCACCAUUCGUUCAACUCAUGUAGUUUACCAAAUAUUUAACCACUACCCCAAGGUAACCAGUUUAAUAACUCCGGAAAUAAUAAUGACAGCGGACAACGUUUCACCCCAGAAACCAUUAGCUGUAGAAUUUACGAUAGCAGCACUCGCAGCAGUGGGGGCUGGAUUUUUCACAAAUCCAAUAGACGUUGUCAAGAUAAGACUGCAGUUGCAGGGAGAACUGGAGGCACGAGGAACAUACCAAAAAUUCUACAAGAAUACAUUUCACGCGGGAUAUGUAAUAUCAAAGAAUGAAGGGAUUCUAGCACUGCAGUCAGGUCUGGGAUCAGCUCUUGCAUUCCAAGUUGUUUUGAAUGGAAUCAGACUGGGAUCGUACAAGGCUGCAAGAACUUAUGGAUUUACCCUAAAUGACAAAGGGGAAACAGAUAUUCUACGGACAGCUGUUUUGAGUGGACUCUCAGGAUGUGUGGGAGCUGUCCUCGGAAGUCCAUUUUACUUGGUGAAGACGCGCAUGCAGGCACAAUCUGCUGAGGUCAUAGCAGUGGGUUUUCAGCAUGGACAUACCAGUGAAACGGCGGCAUUUAGGUCUCUAUGGAGGGAAGGAGGCCUUGCUGGACUUUACCAGAGGUGUUUUGCCAAUUGUCCCAGGAUAUUUGUCGGUUCUGCCACGCAGUUGACAAUGUUCAGUCUAAUAACUGAUUGGUUGAAGCCGUUUCAGAUUUUUGAUAAUCGACCGUUGACCCUCACUUUUUGCUCUGCACUUCUCGGUGGCAGUUCUGUUGCUUUAACAAUGCAACCCUUUGAUGUUAUUGCAACAAGACUUUACAAUCAAGGCACAGAUUCGAGUGGAAAACCCCUGCUCUAUCGUGGCUUUUUCGAUGCAUUGAUGAAAGUCAGUAAAACAGAGGGCUUGUUUGGUUUGUACAAAGGGACUUUCCCCACCUGGAUGCGUAUAGCACCUCACACUGUAUUAUGUUUAUGCUUUUAUGAACAAUUAGAGAUAAUGUAUAAUCGCCUAUUUGCUUCGUAGAGAAAUAAAAAAUUCACAUCCACUGUAUGAUGA